Gopherus flavomarginatus (Mexican gopher tortoise) is the source of this 2697-nucleotide messenger RNA. It is a transcript of the gene ONECUT1, whose product is annotated as one cut homeobox 1. The record is from RefSeq and is a predicted model, not a curated record. Bases 1134 to 2504 code for a protein of 456 amino acids. Gene Ontology annotation, biological process: regulation of transcription by RNA polymerase II. NCBI's taxonomy places the organism in Eukaryota, Metazoa, Chordata, Testudines, Testudinidae. The transcript has 2 exons. Gene Ontology annotation, cellular component: nucleus. Gene Ontology annotation, molecular function: RNA polymerase II cis-regulatory region sequence-specific DNA binding; DNA-binding transcription factor activity, RNA polymerase II-specific.
GAGGCAGGGAGACCCAGCGCUCUGCAGCUCGGACCCUGAACAGCCUCCCUCCCUCCCGAGCCCAGCUGAGGUUGCCGUGUGGGUGGAGGUGACGGGUUAUUGGGGGCGGGGGUGAGGUGCUCGCCUGCAGCGUUCUGAACAAGCUGGGGCUCUACAGUCCCGUGUACAUCCCGGGUUAAAGCGCUGUGGGUGCUGUCCCCGGCCAGGGAGCAGCACAUCUGCCUCCAGCCCCUGGGGGACAACCUGCAGUUCUGGUACCUGCCUGGGGGUGGGAGACCAGAGCCAAGCUGCAGCUUGCCCUGCUCCUCACCUCCGGCUUCUCUUGGUGGCUGGGGCGCCUAGGGUCAGAUCGCUGGAGGGAGGGGUGCGAUCGAUGAGAAGGGCCACGCAAAACAGCUGGGGUGGGGGGCGCACAGCCUACAGCGCCCAGGGGCGCGUGUGCCAGGCCAGGGUCUGUUUCUGACAGGCACAAGGGCCCCCACUCCAGAACAGCUCCUUUGUGCUCCGCGCAGCCGAGGGGUUGUUCUCGUUUUCCCGUACACAGCCAUCUAAUCUGCUGACGGUGACAUGCAGACUUCUGCAGCUCGCUGCCUGUGGGCUGAGUGCAGGCUUUUCCCCCCACCUCCUUCCCGGGAGGGGCUUCUUCGGAGCUUGGGAGCGGAGAGAGCCGGGCUUGGAUAGGAAGGAGAGACGGUCCUGCUUCCUUAAUAUGUACGGUGAUGUCACGGGCAGGAGUGUGUGUGUGUGAAUGUAAGGAGGGGGAGGGGGUGUGCAUGGGGCCCCCAACGCGCAUGCUCGCUCUCUACCAGCAGCAGCAGCUGCAGCAGCAGGAGCUGUGGCCAAAGACGUUGAAACAGUAAGAGACAUGGCUAGAGAUGGCGAGGGACGCGACCAGAUACCUACUGGGGCUGCUGAGGCUGUUUUAAAAGAACGGGGGCCUUAAAAUUGAUCAACCAUCACGAAAAAAAUAAAUAAAUCACACAAAAGAGAGAGCCCAACCAACCCCCUCGCCCCAAGCGCCUGAUCCUUUCCACAGGGGGUGGAAUCCUGCAUGCCUCCAACGUGAAGACCUCCUAGGACUUUCCAACCACAGACCAGAUAGAUGUGGUGUCCACAAGCCUGCAUGAAUAACAAUGAACGCGCAGCUGACGAUGGAGAACAUUGGCGAUCUGCACGGGGUGAGCCAUGAGCCGGUGCCAACCACGGCCGAUCUGAUGAGCAGCAGCCCCCAUCACAGGAGCUCGGUGGCCCAUCGCAGCAAUCAUUUGCCAGCCCAUCCUCGCUCCAUGGGCAUGGCUUCCAUCCUGGACGGUGGCGACUACCACCACCACCACCGGCCUCCUGACCACGCUCUGACAGGACCUCUGCAUCCCACCAUGACCAUGGCCUGCGAGACACCCCCCGGGAUGAGCAUGAGCAGCACCUACACCACAUUAACCCCUCUGCAACCGCUACCUCCCAUCUCCACCGUCUCGGACAAGUUCCCUCACCAUCACCACCACCACCACCACCACCAUCACCACCAGCGGAUCCCUGGGAAUGUGAGUGGCAGCUUCACCCUCAUGAGGGACGACCGGGGUCUGGCUUCUAUGAACAAUCUCUACACCCCUUACCAUAAGGAUGUUACCGGCAUGGGGCAGAGCCUCUCCCCUUUGUCUGGAUCAGGCCUGGGGGGCAUCCACAACUCCCAGCAAGGGCUGCCUCAUUAUGCUCACCCGAGUGCCCCCAUGCCUGCCGAGAAAAUGCUCACCCCGAACGGAUUCGAAGCCCACCACCCUGCCAUGCUGGGCAGGCAUGGGGACCAACAUCUUACCCCUACAUCCGCCGGCAUGGUGCCUAUCAAUGGGAUCCCGCAUCACCCUCAUGCCCACCUGAAUGCCCAGAGUCACGGGCAGAUUCUGGGCUCUGCCAGGGAACAAAACGCUUCUGUCACUGGUUCGCAGGUCAACAGUGGAAGUAAUUCAGGGCAAAUGGAAGAAAUCAAUACCAAAGAAGUAGCUCAGAGGAUCACCACCGAGCUCAAACGGUACAGCAUCCCCCAGGCUAUCUUCGCCCAGAGGGUGCUGUGCCGGUCUCAAGGGACCCUCUCAGACCUAUUGAGGAACCCCAAGCCCUGGAGCAAACUCAAAUCCGGCCGGGAGACCUUUCGGAGGAUGUGGAAGUGGCUUCAGGAGCCAGAAUUCCAGAGAAUGUCUGCUCUCAGGCUAGCAGCAUGCAAGAGGAAAGAACAAGAACAUGGGAAAGAUAGAGGGAAUACACCCAAAAAGCCUCGGUUGGUUUUCACGGAUGUCCAGCGUCGAACUCUACAUGCAAUAUUCAAGGAAAAUAAGCGUCCAUCCAAAGAAUUACAAAUCACCAUUUCCCAGCAGCUAGGGUUGGAGCUGAGCACCGUCAGCAACUUUUUCAUGAAUGCACGGAGGAGGAGUCUGGAUAAGUGGCAAGACGAGGGCAGCUCCAAUUCAGGCAAUUCAUCAUCUUCAUCAAGCACUUGUACCAAAGCAUGAAGGAGUAACCACGAACUAAACCUCGGUGAAAAAGCUUUAAAAAUAAAUAAAUAAAUAAAGACCAGGACCUCAAGAUAGCAGGUUUAUACUUAGAACUAUUUGAAAAAAAAAAGUUAUUUAUAAGUCCAAAGAAACCAAAGACUUAUUUCACCUGCAUUUUGACUUUGUUCUGAGACACACACUUUAGUAGGAU